Boeremia exigua is the source of this 615-nucleotide messenger RNA. RefSeq lists its product as uncharacterized. The record is from RefSeq and is a predicted model, not a curated record. NCBI's taxonomy places the organism in Eukaryota, Fungi, Ascomycota, Dothideomycetes, Pleosporales, Didymellaceae. The coding region runs from base 274 to 603 and encodes 109 amino acids. The transcript has a single exon.
GUUUCGACAUCUUCAGAUGUAUCAUCCGCAAUAGUUGCAGUGAGUGUGAUGGUGCCAGUGCCCAAAAUAGAUAGCUAAGAGCAAAUAGCAAAUCAGUGCUGGCGCUGGUACAACGCUAUUGAAGGCAAGUGUCCAACUUUUUCUUUUCAAUUUGCAGGAGAUGUUCGAGGAAGCAUCCAAAAUUGCAGUCGAACAUGGCAGUGGUACGAUAGAAACUUUGGGGUUGCCAAUUCCAGGUACUGUCUCAGGUCGGUGUUUGAGGCUCGAUGCGAGAUGAUUCUGCUAACGAAACUGCCCGAUGCGAUAGACCUGAGGCGCUAUCAAGCUGUUGAGGCGGUACUAUACGACUUGCAUAGCCUACCCAGCAAUUAUCGCAGCAGCAGUUAUACGUGCAUAAGAGAUAAAGCACAUUCUUAUAAAUGUGGUUCAAUCAUGUUUGGAGCAUCGAAGAAACAGCUGGAUGAUUGGUCGCUCUCGUCUCCGCGCCCGGAAAUCCCAUUCCACAAUACGACUCUUCAUGAUAUCUACGCCAAAGUCCGGAGAGUGAGCUCUCCUGUCUGGCUUGAUUCAGAGCGCAGCGGUCAGCUGUUUCCACCUCCAUGAAAUCGUCAUGGA